Molecule: messenger RNA, 580 nt
Organism: Ceratitis capitata (Mediterranean fruit fly)
Lineage: Eukaryota; Metazoa; Arthropoda; Insecta; Diptera; Tephritidae
Product: protein SCO1 homolog, mitochondrial-like
Exons: 3
Coding region: 1-453 (150 amino acids)
Biological process (GO): mitochondrial respiratory chain complex IV assembly
Source: RefSeq, a predicted model, not a curated record
AUGUUGAUAUACUCGAUCUUUGCGCUUACCGGUGGUGUUUGUGCCGUCGGUUUAGGUUUCAUGUUAUAUGUUAAAAAGGAAAAGGAAGAUGCUAUUAUGCGUGAACGUAAACGGCAAUUAGGGAAAGCGGCAAUAGGUGGACGCUGGGAGCUUGCCGACUCGGAAGGAAAGGUACGAAAGUCUGAGGAUUUUCUAGGCAAAUGGUUGCUAAUAUACUUUGGAUUUACUCAUUGUCCGGAUAUAUGCCCAGAUGAGUUGGAAAAAAUGGCUGCCGUUGUGGAUGCGAUAGAAAAAUCUCCGGAGACUCCUGAAAUCCAACCAAUUUUCAUAACAGUCGAUCCUGAGCGCGACUCCAAAGAGAUUGUUGGCAAAUAUGUAAAAGAAUUCUCUCCAAAGUUACUAGGCCUCACCGGCACUCGGUUCAGGCCGGGACCUAAAGCACAAAUUCCGUAACACCUCAGUAUUAUUUAUUUUAUCGAAAGAAAAUAUGAAUUUAGCUUAAAAAGGUUUUUCCGUACCUCCACUAGAAGUUAAAUAUCUGUUAGGAGCUUCAUUGAUUGGAGGGACUUACAGUUUAUAC